Ilex paraguariensis (yerba mate) is the source of this 357-nucleotide messenger RNA. The record is from the annotation of a GenBank genome assembly. Lineage: Eukaryota; Viridiplantae; Streptophyta; Magnoliopsida; Aquifoliales; Aquifoliaceae.
AUGGUUGAGAAAUUGCCUGAAAAUGACUUCAGAAAGGAGCAAAUUAAUGCAAUAGCAACAAGGAAAGGAUGCACUGUAUCACAGCUAGCAUUGGCCUGGGUCCAUCAACAAGGGGACGAUGUUUCUCCCAUACCCGGCACCACCAAGUUUGGAAAUUUCAACCAGAAUGUUGGAGCUUUAUCUGUAAAACUAGCACCUGAUGAAAUGGCUGAGCUUGAAUCUAUUGCUAUAGUUGAUGCAGUAAAGGGUGAUAGGUAUUCAUCUCCACACAUGGCUCUCACUGGAGAUUUGCAAACACUCCACCUCUGUCCUCUUGGAAAGUUGAAUGAGGAUGAUCUUCUUGGUACCCGCCAAUAA